CCAUAGCCACAGCCUCAUCGAAGGUGGAGUCUUGUCGCUUGUGCUCCGCGUCUCAGUCAAAGUCGCGCACACUUUAGUAUGAGUGUAGGCGUGGAGGUGUGAGGACGCGCUGCGCUCGUCAAUGAUCACCGUCUGUUGUGCAACUUUGUCACUUGCACUGUGUAUUUUCUUUUGUGAUCACAUAAGUUUUUUAGUGGACGAAUAAGAAUGUAAUACGAGUUACGUGAUGUCAUACGGUAAAUAGUUUCAAAUACUGUCAAGGAUAAGAAGAUAGAGCUGUUUUCGUACUUUUGACUACAUACCAGUGUGUUUGUUUCACAAGGCGUGCGUUUGUCCGUAUCCUGGUGUCGUUGAAGUCUUGUACUUCGUUUUAAUCGUAUCUGUACGAAUAAGUUAACUCGUUAUUAAGUUGCCGUUUGCGUUAUUGCUGCAUUUAUGCUAAAUUACCACCUCCACCUACCCAAGAAGAUGGGUGUGAAACUUUUCUACCCGCGUAAACGCGGUCUCCUUUUCAAGUUCAUUGCAUUUUGCACGUUCAUUGGGUUCAUGGGCUUAUGGUUUAAGCACGAUGAACUAGACGUUGACAACAAUAGUCUGCGGAAGUCGCAAGAUGACACCAACAUCAACCACAUCCCAGCUUUAGAAAAAUCCAAAACUCAUAAGCCAUUGGCCCAAGUGGCCCAGCCGGAUCCUCAAAUCGUGCAUGUCAAUAACGUCGAGGAAGUUAUCAAGCCAGUGCAGGAGAUACCCAAUGUGGACGUACCGCAGUUGCCCAAGAAUGAUGCCAGGUUGCAGGCCCCGAAAAAGAAUCUCCCGAGUAAUGAAGAUAUGAUUGAAAGAAUGAAGGCCGAGCAGUGGUUCGCCCAGGACGAGAAGAAGGUCGUCAGGGGAUUAGGGGAAAACGGAAAACCAGUUCGACUCACCGGGGAAGAAGGGCGCCUCGCCGAAGAAGUCAUGAAGAAAGAGGCAUUCAAUCUUAUCGCUAGUGAUAAGGUGUCUCUUAAUCGCACUGUGCCGGACUCCAGAGACCCACUAUGCAAAGACCUCCGCUAUGACACCGAUCUUCCCUCCGCCUCAGUGAUAAUCAUCUUCACCAACGAGGCCUGGUCCCCUCUCCUACGGACCAUAUGGUCUGUCUUGAAUCGAUCCCCGCGAUCCUACCUCAAAGAAAUUGUCCUGGUAGAUGACUUUUCAGACAGAGAGGAGCUUGGCGAAAAACUUGACCUCUACUUGAAGUAUCGUUUACCUCCCAUCGUGAAAUUGGUUCGACUGAAGGAGCGCCAUGGACUCAUCCGUGCUCGCUUGGCAGGCGCGCGGGCGGCUGUGGGCGACGUACUCGUGUUCCUGGAUUCCCACUGUGAAGCAAAUGAGAAAUGGAUGGAGCCAUUACUACAAAGAAUAAAGGAGAGUAGAACGGCUGUUCUUGUCCCCAUCAUUGACGUGGUUGAUGAUAAGACUCUUGAAUACUACAAUGGAAAUGGACGCUAUUUCCAGGUUGGUGGUUUCACAUGGAGUGGACAUUUCAAGUGGAUAGAAAUUAGUGAGAGCGAACAGCGACGUCGUGGGAGUCCUGUUGGCCCAACAAGGUCUCCAACUAUGGCAGGAGGUCUCUUUGCAAUUGAGAGAAACUACUUCUGGGAAGUUGGAGGUUAUGAUGAGGGCAUGGAUGUUUGGGGUGGAGAAAAUCUGGAAAUGUCCUUCAGAGUUUGGAUGUGUGGUGGAACUCUUGAGACCAUCCCAUGCUCCCGUGUUGGACAUAUUUUCCGCUCCUUCCAUCCAUAUACAUUCCCAGGCAAUAAAGAUACUCAUGGACUCAACACUGCCAGAUUGGCUGAAACUUGGAUGGAUGGAUAUAAACGACUCUUCUACCUUUAUAGACCCGAGUUAGAGCAUGCUGACUAUGGUGAUGUUAGUGACAGAAAAGAGCUGAGAAAUAGACUUCAUUGCAAGAGCUUCAAAUGGUACCUUGAUAAUAUUUAUCCACAGAAAUUUAUUCUUGAUGAAGAAGUUCUGGCUUACGGACGAGUACGAAACAUUGGUUCGAACAUAUGUAUUGAUAUCUUAGAGCGGGAAGACUUGGAUAACAACGAAUACAACCUUGGCCUUUACUCAUGUGAGCAUGCUCCUCUUCGCAAUGAGUUUAUGUCCUUUACUAAAACUGGAGAACUGCGACGAGAAGAAGUUUGUGCAGAAGUGCCAACUUUCUUUGCCAAAACUUAUGAAAAUGUGAAGAUGUCAACGUGUCAUGGACGUCAAGGAAAUCAAGAAUGGGUCCUAACUCAGACUGGGCACAUUGUUCAUAAGGCUACCAACAAAUGCUUAGAUAGAGGUGACAAGCAGUCAAUGGAUGACGUAUUUGUAACAGAUUGUUCAAAUUCAAGAACGCAGCAAUGGUGGUUUGACCAUUAUGUUUUAGCUGGUUCCUAUUAGGAUUUAUUUAUUUAAUGUAAUAAUGAAUUGAGUGUGUAGUUUGUUAAGUUUUUAGUUUUAUAUGAGCACUGGAUUUUUAGCUGCAAGCUAGUUGAAGCCCCUAUAUAGCAUUUAGGUGUGACUGCUUGAGAAUGUACAACCAUAUCCUAUUCAUACACUCAAAAGCGCCAAGUCAUUUUGUAUUUUGUGAUGAAUAGAGCACCUAAUCACAAUACUGUAUUUGCUUUGUUCUUCCUUUUAAUGAGGCAUUUGUUGUACAGUAUGUAAUUUGUUGAGAAACUGCUUUACUAGAAACUUAUAAAUGCUUUGAAGCUUUGGAGAGAGAAUUGUCUGAAUUACUUGAUCAAAAUAUCUAUGUUUUAUGUAUUUGCACCUCAGCAUGUUACUUCAAGGUAGAACUAGCUUAUUGCUAAAAAUCCACUUUUAUUUUAUAUUCCACUGUAAAUGCUUACAGAGUCAAUGGUAUGUGCUGUGAUCUAUCAAAGUUUGAAACUUACAAAGCUGUGCUUGUAAAAUAAAGUAGAGAUAGUCUAAUGAUUUAAUAUCAUUCAGAUAUUUUAGAUUAACAUAAAUCUGUAUGAUCUCUUUAUCAGUAUAUUCCUUAUCAUUUUGUAAUUCAAGAUAUGGCGCAUGGUAGUCGUAAUUACCCAUUAUAAUUGAUAAAUGCAUAGUAAAGUUACAAAUAAUGGUAACUAAUACUACUAGAGAUGAUUCAGACUGAAUUAUAAUUCGGACAUUUCUUAACCAACAAAUCUUUUUAAAUUACAUUUUUAUGAUAGUUUGAUUUUUUUUCUGAAUGAAAGGAUGCAAAAAUUAUCUUGCUAUUGAAGUAAAAGUAAGUAAUAAGCAAAUUAAUGACUUAAACUUUCCAUACAUUGCCAUACAAUACAAUGAAAUAAAAUUAUAUACACAUAUUCCUAUACCUCACUUGCCAAUGUAUCAUUAACUGGUAGUAUUUCUGAAACAAUAAUUUUGAGUGAAUACCUGAUCAACAUACAUUCCUUAAAGAUUCAAUCUUGAAAUUAGACUGGUAAUAACAUUUAGGUAGCUGAAUCUAGAUACUGAACAUAUUGAAAUUAUACAUUGAGAAAUGAGUGCUAAGUAAAGUUUAUGGAAAUCUUUAUGUACACUAACUGUUAUCAUGGGUGAGUUCAAGACAAUAUAAAUUUUUGUGCUGUGGUGAUUAUAGUUUUGCCUGAUUCAUAUUAAUAGUGGUGCAUUUUUUUGUGAAUUAUGUUAUAUGGUAAGACUUUGUCCCUUCAUUAAACUUACAUUUCAAGUACAGAAAUGAUUAAGAGUUCAGUGUUGAACUGCAUUUCAUUUCUGACUGUAAUAUAAAAUACAAAUUAUCUCUUUGAUAAUAAUUAAAACCAUAGGGAAGUAAUACAGGUACUCCUCAUUUAAUGACGUACUCGUUUUACGACAACUCAGAGUUAUGACAACACAUGGAGAGAAAAAACCAUAAAAUGAAAAUAAAAACAUUGCCAAUGGUGGCCAAUAGGAAGACUAUUCAGUGCCAAUAAUCUAGCCUAGCCUAGGUUUUGGAAACCUUGAAAUCUGUGACUGUUACAAUGAAUAAGGAUUUAAUAUACUUUGUAAAGUCUGCAUUCUAUGGUCUGGGAACUCCACUGGUUGGCUUGAUUCAGCCGCCAUUAGUUCCUUGUGCGGCCGAACAGGUGGUGCCACAGUUGUUUACAACUUCAAGACAGCAAAAAUUAUGCCAUAUCUCCUUUAUUUUAGUGAGAAUAAUUCUUAGUAAUGAAAACAAAAUGUGUGAAUUAGUAAUGAAAAGAAAAUGUGUAAAGUCAAAUGUUUCUUAUAUUAACUUGAAAAUAAAUAUAUUUUUUAAAUAUUCCACUUUAGAAGUCUCUACCAAUUCUUUUUAUUCAAAACAAUGAGACAUUAUACACGAAUUCCUUACUUUUGGUAUGCUUGAAAGACUUACAUAUGAUACAGUUUGAUAAUUUUUUAUACAACUGUGUAUUUACAUACCUAUUUGAUAUGUCACCCAUGAGAUCAGAUGAUGUUAGUGGUAAGAGUUGCAAGUGUAAAUCUUUAUCAAUGCUAGAAAGUGCUUAUCCCAUUUGCGAAUAGUUGUGUUCACUUUCCUCAAUAGAUGGCGUUGUGCUUUGUUUACGUUUUGAUGGCGACAUUCAAAUGCCACGUGAUCGCUGAAAUUCAUUCAUUGUUUUUUUCAUUUCACUACCCUCUACGAUAAAAAUAAAUGAUGAAGAAACUAAUAGCGAUAAUUAUGAAAUACCAAAUUUAGAAUAUAAAAGUGACUGCUAAAUAAUGUGCAGAUUCUGAGAAAAGUUUAGUACUGUAUUGGCUUACCCUAGCAUUGUAUUUACUUGGUAAUAGGCCAACUAGGGAAUGAAUUUGGCUAAAUGUGGUAAAUUAAGUACACCAUUUUAAUGAAAAUUAUACAUUAUGAAGUUAUAAAAUGAAAAUAUAUAUGAUUGAUAAAAUGAUAAAAAGCAUUGUCAGUACUGCCAAAUAGUAGGCUAUGUCUGAAACUAGUUCUGUGUAUAAUAUAUGACUCAAAAUUAAUGCUAUUAAUCGAAAUAAAGAGAAUAAAGCGUUUAACAACGAAUUCGUUUAACGAUGUGGUCGCUGGAAUGGAACCCUGUCGUUAAACGAGGAGUACCUGUAGCUGUAAAAUUGUACUGUUCUACUGGGUUUUACAUAAUGUUUUGUCCAUUUGAUGGCUUAUGAGUCACUAAUGUCAUAGGGAAUACUCUGAAUCAUCCUUUAUGAUAAAUGCAGUAUUCUUGAUUCCCAGUUCUUGUUGAGAGUUAUUUACAUAAUAUUUUGCUCAACUAUUAUAAUAAGUGGAAUAUGUUUGGAGACAUUAUAGUGGAAUACUGGUACCACAAAUUUAGGUGAUUAAUUAUCCAUUUCACAAAAAAAGUGAAUAUAGUAAGGAACAACUGAAUAAAUGUUAACUAGCUUACUUGUAACAUCUGAUCCAGUAAAGAUGCACGUGUGUUUAUUCAUUAUAGAUGUCAGUGGAGCAUUGUGAUAAUGAGAGAAGUAUUCAUUUAUGACGAAACAGUUCUGUUUUCAAUGAGAAAAAUAUUUAUUUCAUACUCAGUCUAUAUAUUAUUGCACACAUGGCUGUGUACUGUGAACUGUCCUUUGUAGGAAUAUUUGCAGAGAAGUUUGAAAAUUAGGUUUUCUUUUUGAAUCACUUAGUUCUAUGUACCUGAUUUGGAUAUAAAACUCCAUGGUUAAAAACUGAAAGAUUCUAACGAAAGGGAUAAUACAUAGGUUUCAUAACAAAUUGCAAAUAACUAGUCAUAGCUACAUAGGUAACAGUUUGAUAUGGGUACUGAUGUUGAUAUGUAUUUGGUAGAUAUUUCAUUGCUACAACUGAUAUCUAAAGAAAGAUCUGAAUAAGGAUGAAAACAAAUCAGUGACUUAACAGUAGUUAUAUCACUGUAGUUAGAUAUAAUCUUUUGCUACCAAAUAUGCAAGACGUAGGAAUAGUAAUGUAUAUUCUUGUUAAGGACUGGCAAGUGAUAGCGAAAAAAAAAUUUAAUAUGACAAGAAGAGUUUUAUACCGGCAGCUAAUGAAAUACAUUAUAUAUACCACUGACUGCAAGUUAUGAUUCUGAGGUUGCAGUUGAAUGAAAGGAAUACUACACCUAAACAAAAUGGUGAAUUGUAAAACAACAAAGAGGGUCUCAAGGGGUAAACUAAUGCAAAAAGUAAAAGCUAUUAUAGUACAGCAAAAUCAUGAAAUAUUUUAAGGACAAGAGAAAAAUAUCACAAAGACAGAAGAAUGCAAUACCAUAGCAUAGACUAUCUACUUGAGUGAGUUCCUUAUACACUGAGCUUAUAAAUGGACAUGAUGAGUUUUUAGUUGACAUUAUGAAUAGGUUUAGUCCUGGAUUUUGAACCAAAUUAUGGUUAAAGUCCUUCACUGAGGUAAUCUUCACCACCAUAUACAGCUACAACAGUUCUGUCGGCUAGUGACAUGCACAGAUGAUAGUACGUACAGGUAAUUGGACAAUAAAGGCUGGGACAAUUAUGGACACCAUUAGCUAAAGGGAUGAAGGGUGCAUCAUGUUUCCCUUCCAUCCUCAGGGCUGAUUUUAUGGCCCAUGGACAAUUAACAGAUAAUUAUAUUUCUGAUUUUUAUGGCCCAUGGGCAAUUAACAGAUAAUUGUAUUCAAACACUUGAACUUGGGGUAUAAACAUAGUUACAUAUAAUAACUCUGAAAUUAGAAGAAAAAUAAUUUAUUUACACCUUGUUUGGAUACUUCACUCUUUAAUAGCACCAGGAUCUUAAACCCUUCACACAAACACAAACAUGCAAAAGUAUGUAUGAAAUUAAAGUUGCCAAGAACUGUUCCCCAUAAUGCCAGGAAUACACAAGCCACUUUGUGGUGGCACAGAGUGGUGUCAGUAUGUGGCGAGGAUGUGGCUUCCCAUAGGUUUCCAUGGUUUAUAAGCUGUGACAGGGAUCAGAGACAGCUCACCAUAGUUGCUUGCCACAGACACUUGUAUGCUUGACAUAGCUUUCAAACAAUGGAAACCUAUUGGAAGCCACAUUCCUGCCAUACACAGACACCACUCUGUGGCACCACAGAGUGGCUCGUGUACUCCUGGCCUAAGAGUUCAAUUUAUUGUCAGUAGAUUUUGAAUAAAUUUUUUAACCGCCGCCAAAGAGAAAAUCUAUCAUGAAGCAAUUAUUGACCAAAAGAAUUAACUUUGACACUCUAGAUUUUAAAUGUAUAUAUAUUGUAUAUUGAAUGAAAGGUUUUGAUCUUUCUCUUUAAAUACCCAGUGUAUGAGAGGGUACAUCACCUUGACUUUGUGUACUGUUUAACAUAGUGAAAUAUUUAAAGUAAGUAAAUUCUAAGAAACUCAUCUUUUCUCAUACAGUAAGGAUUCUGUUAAACUUACAAUCUUGCACCACAAAAUAAGUAUAUAAUUAUUAUAUUUUCAUAUCUCUAAUUGAUCCAGAGCCAGAAAAGCAAAUUGAACCAUGAAUGUUAACAAAAGAAUGCUUUUUCCCAAAAUAUUCCUAAAUCGAUCACUGUCCCUGCUUUUACUGUCCUAUCACCUGUGCAUGUAUGGAGCCAACAGAGCUUUUAUUAUAUAUAUAUCACUGCAGAUUUUUCCCACUUCACCUCUUAAAAUCCAAUGUAUAAUCUCUAAGUAAAUCUAAGUUUUUACAAUAAAUACUUACUUUUA
Messenger RNA from Macrobrachium nipponense, 7632 nucleotides. RefSeq names its product probable N-acetylgalactosaminyltransferase 9. Lineage: Eukaryota; Metazoa; Arthropoda; Malacostraca; Decapoda; Palaemonidae. The transcript is spliced from 11 exons. The record is from RefSeq and is a predicted model, not a curated record. Bases 436 to 2430 code for a protein of 664 amino acids. Gene Ontology annotation, molecular function: polypeptide N-acetylgalactosaminyltransferase activity. Gene Ontology annotation, cellular component: Golgi apparatus. Gene Ontology annotation, biological process: protein O-linked glycosylation.